AAAGCUGGCUGCUGCUCAGGCAACACUCUCUUGGGAAACUGCAGAGAUGGCAGCUGUUUGGAUGCUCGUCUGUGUGCUGACUGUUUGUCUGGCCAGAGAUCUGUCUCCCAAUGAGAUCUCCUUAAAGAAAGCCUUUGCACUUUUCCAGUCGAUGGAGUCCAUGUUAGACCGAGAUGCUAGAGAAGUACAACUGGAAACCAAUGACGUGGAAGCUGAGGCGUCUGGUCACCAGAAUCCUGAACAAAAGCCCCAGAGCGUCAACGAGACAACAAAUGUCCAGAACCAGGUCGUAACCAGGGACAACGGCACGACGGAGGGCAUCCAGAACCGGGUCGUCAUUAGGGGAAAUUCCACUGCGGGGCGUGACCUAAAAUGGGUCAUCAUAGGAGGCGACUCCACAACUGAGGACGUCCAGAACCGGGUCGUCAUUAGAGGAAACGCCACGGCGGGGGGCGUCCAGAACUUGGUCAUCAUUAAGGACAAAGCCAAGACGGGGGGCGUCCAGAACCUGAUCGUCAUUAGCGAAACCGCCACAGCAGAGGCUGUCCAGAACCGGGUCGUCAUUAGGGGAGUGGCCAAGGAGGGGGACGUCCAGAAAUGGGUCGUCAUUGGGGUAGACUCCACGACUGGGGACGUCCAGAACCGGUUUGUCAUUUGGGGCGAAGCAACGACGGGGGGUGUCCAGCAGAAAAACGGCACGACGGGGGGCGUCCAGCAGAACAACGGCACGACGGGGGGUGUCCAGCAGAACAACAGCACGACGGGCGGCGUCCAGCAGAACAACGGCUCGACGGGGGGCGUCCAGCAUGAGCACAAAGUACUCCUGGAUACCCAUGAAGUAGACGAGCAGUUGUUGAACGGGACGAUGACCGACGAGGAAAAGUUCAACGGGACGACGAGCGAAGAGGAAAAGUUCAACGGGACGACGAGCGAAGAGGAAAAGUUCAACGAGACGACGAGCGAAGAGGAACAGUUCAACGAGACGACGAGCGAAGAGGAACAGUUCAACGAGACGACGAGCGAAGAGGAAAAGUUCAACGAGACGACGAGCGAAGAGGAAAAGUUCAACGAGACGACGAGCGAAGAGGAAAAGUUCAACGAGACGACGAGCGAAGAGGAAAAGUUCAACGAGACGACGAGCGAAGAGGAAAAGUUCAACGGGACGACGAGCGAAGAGGAAAAGUUCAACGGGACGAUGAGCGAAGAGGAAAAGUUCAACGAGACGACGAGCGAAGAGGAAAAGUUCAACGGGACGACGAGCGAAGAGGAAAAGUUCAACGAGACGACGAGCGAAGAGGAAAAGUUCAACGAGACGACGAGCGAAGAGGAAAAGUUCAACGGGACGACGAGCGAAGAGGAAAAGUUCAACGAGACGACGAGCGAAGAGGAAAAGUUCAACGGGACGACGAGCGAAGAGGAAAAGUUCAACGGGACGACGAGCGAAGAGGAAAAGUUCAACGGGACGACGAGCGAAGAGGAAAAGUUCAACGAGACGACGAGCGAAGAGGAAAAGUUCAACGAGACGACGAGCGAAGAGGAAAAGUUCAACGGGACGACGAGCGAAGAGGAAAAGUUCAACGAGACGACGAGCGAAGAGGAAAAGUUCAACGGGACGACGAGCGAAGAGGAAAAGUUCAACGGGACGACGAGCGAAGAGGAACAGUUCAACGAGACGAUCAAUACAUAUCAUAGAUUCAUCUCGUAUUUUUUGAGUGCCUUGAAGAGCUUGAUAUCUGAGUUGUUAUCUUAGCAGCAAUAUAAUAAAGCGUGUAUACAUUUCUUGAAUAACAGCGUGUCAAUCCAAUGUUUGUAUUGCAAUGCUUGGCUCUUAUCAUGCAGACAUCUUCCCUUAACAGUCCAAUGAAAGCUCAUCAGGACUAGAACAGUCUUUAACUCUCAUGCUACAUAGGAUUAGCAUACAUUGGUCAUGUCAGUAAAAGGGAGAAGAUUAAACGUGCAAUGUUUUGAGAAAUGUUCAUUAGAAAACCUUGCCAUCCUUCCAAAUGCAGCCUUUAUUGCAGGUUAGUCUGAAGUAUGCACU
Molecule: messenger RNA, 2041 nt
Organism: Trematomus bernacchii (emerald rockcod)
Lineage: Eukaryota; Metazoa; Chordata; Actinopteri; Perciformes; Nototheniidae
Product: Duffy receptor beta form-like
Exons: 8
Coding region: 47-1750 (567 amino acids)
Source: RefSeq, a predicted model, not a curated record